AUGGCCAAGGAAAACGAGCUUCCUACAUUUACCUUGAGCGAUUAUGCCAAGUUUUUCGGUGCGGGGGCCCUGGCUGCGACGUCUACGCACGGAGCGGCCACCCCAAUCGAUGUGGUCAAGACAAGAAUCCAGGUAGACGACUCGCUCAGAGGCUACAACAUGAUCCGAGCGGGCCGCAGCAUCGUGGCCAAGGAGGGUGCGUCGGCUCUGCUGACGGGCUUCGGCCCCACGGCGGUGGGGUAUCUGGUGCAGGGCGGUGCCAAGUUCGCCGGGUACGAGUUCUUCAAGAAGGCCUUGAUCGGCGCGGCGGGGGGACCAGACGCGGCCGUGUCGAGCCGGACGGCAAUCUACCUCUCGUCCAGCGCGGCGGCCGAGUUCCUGGCCGACAUCCUUCUGUGCCCGCUCGAGGCGACGCGCAUCCGGCUCGUGUCGCAGCGGGGGUACGCUUCCGGCCUGGCGACGGGCUUCGCUCGCAUGGCGCGCGAGGAGGGCUUCCGCGGCUUCUACUCAGGCUUCGUGCCCCUCCUGUUCAAGCAGGUGCCCUUCGCCGUCGGCCAGUUCUCCACCCACGAGGCCGUCAACGAGUUGAUAUACCGCACGAUCGGGAACGAGCGCAAGGCUCGCCUGACCGGUCUCGAGUCGACCGCUGUCGAGCUCACCUCGGGUCUGGCCGCCGGUGCCGCCGCCGCCGUGCUGUCCCACCCGGCCGACACGCUCCUGUCCGCCGUCAACAAGGGCGCCGGCGACUCCUCCCAGGGCGCCACUAACCGCAUGUUCCAGCUCGCGAGGGAGUUUGGCCCCCGGAGACUGCUGCUCACCGGCCUCGGCCCGCGUCUUGUCAUGACCUGUGCUCUCGUCUCCGGUCAGUUCGUCAUCUAUGCGCAGUGCAAGACCCUCACCGGUGCGCCGCCCGGCAUUGAGAUUCACAAGGAGGCAUCGCUAUAG
Molecule: messenger RNA, 945 nt
Organism: Geosmithia morbida
Lineage: Eukaryota; Fungi; Ascomycota; Sordariomycetes; Hypocreales; Bionectriaceae
Product: solute carrier family 25 (mitochondrial phosphate transporter), member 3
Exons: 2
Coding region: 1-945 (314 amino acids)
Biological process (GO): mitochondrial phosphate ion transmembrane transport
Cellular component (GO): mitochondrial inner membrane
Molecular function (GO): phosphate transmembrane transporter activity
Source: RefSeq, a predicted model, not a curated record